UCGACGACAGCAAUGGUGCUCCUCUGCCAGCAGCCGACGCGCCGGCGCCCGACACCCGACCGGCCACGCAAGCAGGCCGACCACGAGAACGAGGCCCUCGUGACCUUUGCGCGCAGCCCGGUCUCGAUCUACGCAGCGCUCGUGUCCAUCUCGCUCCAGCACGCGCUCUAUGACCAGUUCGCUGCCUUUCGCUGGCCAACGUUCGCCGAGAUGUACGCGAUGGGCGUCGAGCUCGGCGCCGGCGCCACGUCGGUCGUCAUGGAAGCGCUGCACCGCAAGACAGGCGCGCCGUUCGCGGUCAAGCUCAUCAGCAAGGGCCGCGCGACCUGCCUCGGCAUGAAGGACCACCGCAGCGAGAUUGCGUGCCUCCGGACGCUCCACCACCCCCACAUUGUGAACCUCGUCGACUACUUUGACGAAGACGACGCAGCGUACGUCGUGCUCGAGCUCGUGCCGGGCGGCGAGCUCUUUCUCUACAUGCUCGAGCACGGACCGUGCACGGAGGCCGAGACCAAGCACAUCAUCAAGCAGCUCUUGGCGGCGGUCAUCUACUGCCACGAGCACAACAUUGUGCAUCGCGACAUCAAGCCCGAAAACAUCCUGUUCACACGCGACCCGGAUUCGGGCGCCGUCACGAUCAAGCUCGCCGACUUUGGGUUUGCGACCAGCGUCCGCGGCGACACGCUCUCGCGGCGCUGCGGCACCCAGCGCUACAUGGCGCCCGAGAUGCUGAAAGGCCAGACGUACGGCACGUCGGUCGACGUCUGGAGCAUUGGCAUCAUUACGUUCUGCCUCCUCUGCGGGUUUUUCCCCGAAAUCGACGACGCCGGCAACGUCCAGUUUGACGGCCACAUCUCGCUCUCGCCCGCCGCAAUCGAGUGCGUCGAGGAGAUGCUCACGAUGGAGCCGACGAUGCGGUCGACGGCCAAGGAGGUCCUCUCGCACCCGUGGUUCUCCAACCAGCCGCCACGCUCGACCGGCCGGAAGCGCACGGUCGACAUGUUUGAGACCUUUGGCCUCUUCAUCACCGACAUGCUCCAAUUCGUUGCGUUUUGCCAGACACUCGAGUUUGGUGCCAAGACGCAGCAGACGCUCGAGACGGCUAAUGACGGCCUCGGCAUGAUCCAGUUGUACCUCUCGACCGAGCCGUCGACGAUCUCGAGCAUGUUUACGUUCCUCAGCAACGUGGUCGGGUCGCUCGUCGACGAUAUCUCGAGCGAAGAGCCCGACUUGAUUCCCGUUGCCAAGCAGCUCCAGCGCACGUACGAAGCGCUCCGGCUCCAGCUCGUGCCCAACUGCCCCACGAGCCACACGCUCAUGGCGUGUAUAUGAUGCUACCCCGAUGGUCCGUCGUGU
This is a messenger RNA of Saprolegnia parasitica CBS 223.65, 1356 nucleotides long. Its product is annotated as CAMK protein kinase. Gene Ontology annotation, biological process: protein phosphorylation. The transcript has a single exon. Lineage: Eukaryota; Oomycota; Saprolegniomycetes; Saprolegniales; Saprolegniaceae. The coding region runs from base 13 to 1332 and encodes 439 amino acids. Gene Ontology annotation, molecular function: protein kinase activity; ATP binding. The record is from RefSeq and is a predicted model, not a curated record.